AGACACAGACGCACAGAAACGCAAGCUGCCAGCCAUUUUCCCGAGUAUAUCUCUAUUUAUUUCACCCAGAAUCUGCUGAGCCUGAGCAAAACCUGAAGAAAGUCUCUCAGCGGUGGGUGACCCAGGAAUGAGAAGAGAUGGACUCAGAGUCGCCUUUGAAGCUUGGAACUUCUGCAAUGAGGUUGGCAAAGAAGCUCCUGGCAUGGGAAGCCCAAGAGCGGCUGACUGCUUUGAUCUAUCGAGUAAUCCCAAACACAGAAGAAGAUCACAUAGACUUGAGAACAUACUCAGCAGGGAAGGCUAUCCUUUGAUUGAUCACAAAGUGAGCGAGGCUGAUAACAAACUUGGCGUGGGGAAGCCAUUCCCAGGUUUGACACCCAACGCUGCCAACAAUCCCGAUCUCUACGCAGCGGAGAAGGAGCUGUAUCUGGGUUCUCUAUGUCAAGUUACGGACACCCCAAAUCCAUGGCAGUUUUGGAUGGUGAUGUUGAAAAAUGGAAACUAUGACACAAAGUCUGGUUUGUGUCCAGAGAAUGGGAAAAAGGUACCACCUUUUAAUCCGGGGAGAUUUCCUUGCUUUGGAGAUGGGUGUAUGAAUCAACCCCUCUUGUACCAUCAACCCACGAGCUUAUCUGGUAAUGGUACAAUAUUGAGAGGAGGUUUCAAUGGCACCUAUGAUUUGAGUCCUCCUGGCCCUGGCUCUAGUACUACUGCUGUUGUUGGGCUUUCUUAUUUUGAGGUUGUGUGGGAGAAGGAAGUUGGUGUUGGGAGUUGGGUUUUCCGAAAUAAACUCAAGACCUCAAAAUUGUAUCCAUGGCUUAUGCUGUAUCUAAGAGCUGAUGCAACCAAAGGGUUCUCUGGAGGCUAUCACUAUGACACCAGAGGAAUGCUCAAAACUCUUCCAGAGUCGCCUAAUUUUAAGGUCAGGCUGUAUUUGGACGUGAAGCAAGGGGGAGGGCCUAAGAGCCAGUUCUACCUGAUAGACAUGGGCAGCUGCUGGAAGAACAAUGGUGCUUCCUGUGAUGGAGAUGUGCUUACUGACGUAACCAGAUACAGCGAGAUGAUCAUCAACCCUGAAACUCCAGCUUGGUGCAGCCCCACGAAUAUUGGCAAUUGUCCUCCUUAUCAUAUCACUCCAAACGACACUAAAAUUUACAGGAAUGACUCUGCCAACUUCCCUUAUUCGGCUUAUCACUACUACUGUGCUCCUGGGAAUGCCCAGCACCUGGAAAAACCAUACAGCACUUGUGAUCCUUAUAGCAAUCCUCAAGCACAAGAACUGGUCCAGUUGCUGCCUCAUCCAAUGUGGGCCGAGUAUGGCUAUCCAACUAAACAAGGUGAUGGCUGGAUUGGGGAUGCAAAAACCUGGGAGCUUGAUGUUGGUGGCCUUUCUAGUAGACUCUACUUUUAUCAGGAUCCAAGCAGCCCUCCUGCUAAAAGAGUGUGGACAUCUCUUGAUGUGGGAACUGAAAUUUUUGUUAGUGACAAAGAUGAAGAGGCAGAAUGGACUUUGAGUGAUUUUGAUGUUAUUCUGACUUCCCCAGCUGCGUAACUAAUAGAGACAGAUUUUGCAUAGCUAGUUUUCUGCAUUAGGCAACAGAAGAAGAUUUGUCAUGCAUUUGCCAAUAUGCAUGCAUGCAUGCAUGCUGCUGUUGAAGAGUUGUGGUUUAAUUAGAAGAAGCCAAAACAAGCCCAAAGGGCCGGCCAGCUUCAUCACCCUUGCCUUGAGAGUUUCUUGACUACAUUGGCCUCUCCUCUUUGAAGUUGUUCGACGGAAUGCAUAGUAAAUAUGGUCAGACAAGAAGAAGCCAAGCCACACACUGACACUGGUUCUGGAUUGGGAGGCAUGCAGUAGCCAAGCCAACUAGGUUCUUUGCUUUAUGUUAUUGCCUGUACCUCUUCUUCUGUUUCCAAUUUGAAGCAACAGAGUAGCCAAUAAUUGUGCACCUUUAACUAUAAUGGUCGAUGUGAAAAUUGGAUCAUGUGAUCAAUGAUAUUGUG
Ilex paraguariensis (yerba mate) is the source of this 2001-nucleotide messenger RNA. Lineage: Eukaryota; Viridiplantae; Streptophyta; Magnoliopsida; Aquifoliales; Aquifoliaceae. The record is from the annotation of a GenBank genome assembly.